CGAAUAAAAAAGGAUUUCCUCAGAAAAAUAUUGCACCAAAAUCAGGGUUCCAAAAUCAGAAAAUCAGAUCACAUUUGAAAAUCGAAAUCUAAGCUCGAUUGUUUUCGAUCUAUCAACACACAGAGACGCAAAGGAGAGAAUAUGGUGAGAGAAGUAUCGGAAAGCUGUGUGGAGAGUUUGCUGGCGGAGAUAGUGAUGUCGUAUUGCUCAGGCUUCUACGCCAACAAGCCCGAACUCGCAGCGCGGAGGAUCGAAGCCAUUGGCUUUCAGGUCGGUCACCAAUUAAGUGAAAGGUACACAAUGGAUCGACCAAGGUUCACCGAUAACCUGGAGGCCAUCAAAUUUAUCUGUAAGGACUUUUGGUCCGAACUCUUCAAGAAACAGAUAGAUAACUUAAAGACAAAUCAUAGAGGUACUUUUGUAUUGCAAGAUAAUCGAUUUCGAUGGCUAGCACAUAUGUCUAUUGACCCAUCAGUUCAAGCAUCUGGCAAUAUUCAAGAUCCUUCAGCAAUGGCGGAAAACAAAUCAGCUCAGGCUACUGGAAUGCACCUAUACUUUCCUUGUGGAAUUAUAAGAGGAACACUUUCAAACUUGGGAAUAGAAUGUGCAGUUUCUGCAGAUAUAUCCAACCUCCCAGCAUGUUCUUUCGUUAUCCGAAUCAAAGCCUGAUAGUCCAUCAUAAAGGGCCGGAGAUGCUGGUUGAUUCUGUGUUAAAACUUUUUUUUUUCAUUCUUACAGUUGGAGAUCAUAAUCUCUAGUAUACCACCUACCGCAUGACUAAGUUGUCGUAUUUACUCGAUUGAUUUAGAAAACUGGUUAUUUCAAUCUGCUGUGCUUUUAUUACCAGACUUUUGGUUUUGUAAAGUCUACAGCUGUGAAAUUUUGCACAGAUGCGUACGGAUCUUUGAAACUUCCAUGUUAAUAAUAACUUUUUUUCCUGCU
This is a messenger RNA of Salvia hispanica, 942 nucleotides long. Its product is annotated as Transport protein particle (TRAPP) component. The record is from RefSeq and is a predicted model, not a curated record. Gene Ontology annotation, cellular component: TRAPP complex; trans-Golgi network; cis-Golgi network. Lineage: Eukaryota; Viridiplantae; Streptophyta; Magnoliopsida; Lamiales; Lamiaceae. Gene Ontology annotation, biological process: endoplasmic reticulum to Golgi vesicle-mediated transport; regulation of GTPase activity.